Lactuca virosa is the source of this 321-nucleotide messenger RNA. NCBI's taxonomy places the organism in Eukaryota, Viridiplantae, Streptophyta, Magnoliopsida, Asterales, Asteraceae. The record is from the annotation of a GenBank genome assembly.
AUGGGUAUGAUAGUUAUGACUUAUGAUGACUCACAUUCAAAGAAGAGAAAACCGAAAAAAAAAAUUAUAGAACAUUUACCAACAUCAACAAUAACUAUACAUGCCUACGAACAAACCCCACUUCAGUGGAUAAGAUGGUUGCGCUCCAGUUCACUCAAGAAUGGGACAGCAGUGGUCUGCCGACAAGCUCAUUCUGAUCGUGGACACACUUGGACGCAGUACAAUGGAAUCCUGAAGCACCACCACGAACACUACCAUGCGUCCGCCUACGGUGCGGUAAGGCACCACCCUGUUGUCCCAGCAGCCAACUCUAGCCCUUAA